GCACGUGCCCUGGAAAUGGAUACACCGAGUCGUGUUUAGUAAUGGAUGGAGUCAGACAGAUGGGCCGUGCCUGCUUUGUGUCCUGGAUUUUGGAAUCAAGGAAGGGCUCAUAAAUAAUAAGAGGGAAGAACAACGAAAUUGGGGAAGUAGAGACAACACUUCCUCUUCUUUCGAAAGAGCCUUGUUCUCUGGUCAGCCUCUAAUGGUCGUCCUGUGGGGGUGGAGCCUGCAGAGCUGCGGCUGCUGACAGUGGAAUCCUCAUCCUUUGCCUCCGAGGAUUAUGAGUUUUCUGAAUUCAGGGAUAAAGAGCCAGUGUCUGGACUUACUCUCUUUUUAUUGCAUGAACCCUGAAAGUAUGCCCUGCAGUCCAAAGUGACACCAGUAAGUGUGGACUUGCCCACCUCACGCAGGCUCUCGACACCUGGCUAGUCCCUUCUCCCACCUGCUGAGAAUCCUGCCAGCUGCUGGGCAUAGAGCACCUACCCAAGUUCACGAACUUCUCGUGGAAGGACUGAUCGUUCAAGGUUUUAGGAGGCGAACCACUGACAGCAGAACUUUAAGGCAGAUCAGAAGCAACAGAACUAGAACGAGGACGCUCAUAGCUUUUUGCUUUUAUGUCUACCAAUUUGACAUCGUACAUGGCUACUGAAGGCAAUGUUCUUCAGGUUCCCUUGCGUCAGAAGCAGAGAAAGAAAACUCAAGGAUUUUUCACCAUGAGUCGGAGGAGGAUAUCAUGUAAAGACCUGGGGCAUGCUGACUGCCAGGGGUGGCUGUAUAAGAAAAAGGAGAAAGGAACUUUCCUAGGCAACAAAUGGAAAAAGUUCUGGGUGGUGCUGAAGGGAUCGUCGCUCUACUGGUACAACCAUCAGUUGGCAGAGAAAGCUGAUGGAUUUGUCAACCUCCCUGAUUUCACUGUAGAGAAAGCAUCUGAAUGCAAGAAAAAGCAUGCUUUCAAGAUCAGCCAUCCACAGAUCAAGACCUUUUAUUUCGCAGCUGAGAAUGUACAGGAAAUGAAUCUGUGGUUAAACAAGUUUGGAUUAGCUGUAAUCCAUCAUGAGUCCACUACAAAGGAUGAAGAAUGCUACAGCGAGAGUGAACAGGAAGAUCCUGAAAUAGCCGCGGAGACACCGCCGCCUCCUCGCCGGGUGGAGGCUCCAUCUCCUUUGGCUGCACAGCGGGCAUCUUCAUCUUCGCCCAAAUCGAGUGAAGCAGCCCGUUCUUUCUCUUCCAUGGAGAACACAAGAAAGGCACCCAGAAGUUUGUCUUCCUCCUUGUCUAGAGGAAGACAGUCCUGGAUCGACAUGGUUAACAGUUCGUCCGCUGCUGGUGGUGAGGGACAGUCUGUGACGUGUGCUGUGCAGGUCCACUCCCCUGCGCCUUCAGAGGCAAACAGCCGCAGGGCCCUGGAAGACAGCCUGGCCACAUCAGAAAGUGGAUUUUUGAACUCUAUAUCCAGUGAUGACACUUCUUCAUUGAGUAGCAACCUAGACCCUCUCACUGUCCCAGACAAGCCGCCGGGAUCAAAGAUGACGGACAGAGAAGAGACAAAAGUGUCUGAAGAUGAUGAAAUGGAGAAGCUCUACAAAUCAUUAGAGCAAGCUAGCCUGUCUCCUCUUGGGGACCGACGGCCUUCAACCAAAAAGGAGUUGAGAAAAUCCUUUGUUAAGCGGUGCAAAAAUCCAUCCAUAAAUGAGAAACUCCACAAAAUCCGAACUUUGAAUAGCACAUUAAAGUGUAAAGAACAUGACCUGGCCAUGAUUAACCAGUUGCUGGAUGAUCCGAAGCUGACAGCCAGAAAAUACAGGGAGUGGAAGGUCGUGAACACACUGCUGAUCCAGGAUAUCUACCAGCAGCAGCGGGCCCCCACGCCUGCCUCCGAAGGCUCCCCCCAGGGACUUGAGAAACCACCUCCCUCUGCCUGCGUCGAAAAUUCUAUUUGAGACUAAGACGGGCUUCUUUCCCCUUCAAUUAUCUCACCCCAAGCACCUCUUCAAGAUACGCUGCAAGAGCUUAACGUUUUUUCCUUAAAAAGGAAAACCGAAACCCAGAUCCUCCUGUAGAGAUGCGAUUGGGGUGAGAAUAAACACCAUGGCAGCGGUGCCCGGUCCAGGGCUUCCAUUCAGACCCGAGCGGUGGAGUCCAGCUGAACAAACAGUUUGUGUUCCUUUGGGGAGCUCUCAGCUAUGCUAGGUUCCAGGCGGGGUGUGAGAACUGUAUCCCCUGUUUCGUGCUCUCAAGGGAAUUACAACAUUCCACGGACAAAAGAUCACUCUGUCCCAGAGAUACAUACUCACCGAAAUACUCUUGUUUUCCAAAGGAAGAACGUACGUAUUCCUUCUGGUUGGGUAGCUGAGUUCCCCAAAUCUUUUUUUUGUUGUUGUUUUUUGAGUGGAAGAAUGCUUUCUAUAGCAGCACCUGGAGCAGGACAGAUGUGGUAUUGUGGAACCAAAAUCCCUUGCCUUUGGUCCAGAAUGGUGGUGCCUUUUCCACAUGUUGAGAAAUACUUCACAGCCAGUGGUGUGUUGGGAGCACCCGUGGAGGAGGCAUGCUCUCUAUUCCACUCACUGAAAGGACAGCUUAAUAUUUUCACGGUUUAUCCAGGUUGGGAAGGGGGAUCUGAUGAAUGUUUCCUUUCUGCAGAACAGCCGAACGAAACAGCUCUCGUUACACUUGGAGACCUCUCCUCCCUCCUCGCUUUUCUAAACCACAGAGACAGACGUCCAGCGAGGAAUGUUUACUGCCUUUGUCCUUGGGUGUGGUACCUAUGCACGGUCUAAAUGUAUAGCCAGGUCCCCCAGGAUCAGCAUUGACAAGAUGAUUCUGGCAUUUGAAUUGUUUUAGUAUCUUCACCUCCUGCCCCCCCUCCAAACCCAACAAAACCAACAAAAGAGUUAAAUACGAUUGUUUUAUUUUUGUAUGUUUAUGUGUCACUUUGUGUCCUAUGUGAAUAGCUAUGUAUAACAUUUGUUAUUUAAGGAUAUUUAUAGAAGCUUAAAUGACUAGUGUUUUAAAAGAUGAUAUACUAUUAUAUGUUUUGUUCAGUAUAUAUUUCUAAGCAUACACUUUGUGCUUGAGAAAAAUAGGAAAACUACCUAUUCAUUGGAGUUACUAUGUUGCACUAUAAUGUAUGAGGAAUGCUCAGGAAAUCUUGUGGGAUAAGUGUGGGGCAUGCGUUAAUAAUCUUUACUUUCUGGCUUUUCCCUCUGCUUUCUCUCUCUCUCUCUCUCCUCUCUCUCCCCCUAUAAAGCUUAGAUUUCUCUGUUGUAAACCACUCUCCUAACCAGAAAAAGACUUGCAUCCUACAUUAUCCCUUCUAGUAAAUACAUUUCAAGUUUUCUAUCAUUUAUGCCCACACACCCUAAACCAACUGAAGCACGGUUAUUGUAGUCUUUUGACGAAAGACCUGUAGAAAUUUGGGGGUUUAUUGUUAAAGAAAACUCACUUUAUUAGAGGAACUAUAGGGAAAUCUUCACUUACUCAUCACCAUGCAUACUUCUCACCGUUAGAAUAACCACAACCCACCCCAAACCCAUUUUGGCCUGACCCCUAGCAGAUCGUCAACAUAAAACUAUUGGCUUUAUAGUGUCAAAGUGUGUGGCUUGAUGUUUAAAUGGAAAUAACCCCCUGAAUUUUAUCUGCAAACUAAAAAGGAAAUAGUUGUUGAAAUGUUCCCUAAGCUUUACUAAGAAGUCUUAAUGCUUUGUAAACAAAAAUCAACCUUAGCAUUAAGAUAGCAAACAAAAAAACAAAAAAGAUAAAAAACCAUACACACAACAAACAAACAAACAAAACCAGGAAGCAAGUUGUAGUACUGGAAGCUUCUGGAAGAUAAAGGUCAUGCUGUUCAGUUUGGCCCAGGAAACAUUUAAGUGGAGUGUGACGGGCACGGCUCAGACCAUGCAGAGGGGGGACCUGGCCCUCCGUGAGUUUACUGUUGGCACAGAGAGAAGUAACCGCUCGGGUCCUCAGAUUGGACCCUGAAGCUUCUAGUUUGAGAGGCCAGUGCUUCCAUCUUUUCACUCUGGAAAUUAUCACUGAUUCUUCUUUCUGUAAUUAGCAGCAUCUGACUCUUCCUGAAAUUAGCAGGUUGAUUAUUUAGGAUUCACAAUGACACAAAGUGGGGAGAGGAGGAACAGUGAUGGAGGAAAUGGUGGGAUGAUAAGCGUUUUUCCACCUUUUACCCUUUGUUUUGCGUCACCCAUUUAUGAACUUCAAAUUGGUUUUUGCCAAAUCGCUCCAAAGCUUUUGGCCAGGGCUUGCAAAUAUAUUCUAAUGCUUUACUUUUGACUUUUCAUUAGUACACAUUGAACUGACCUUUGAAAGUCCUUUAAAACACUCACAUUUAAAGGCAAAAUAGAUCUGGAGAUUACUUACUCCAGCCUUUCAGGUAUUUUUCAAAGUCAAGUUAGUCUAGAUGCUUCUGCUUUGUCAGUUAAAGCAGUUGCUUUGCAGGAGCACCUCAAAUGGAAGUUCAAGUGAACUGCGUAAUUUCACACCUUGCUCUUCGAGACCAGACCCACCUGCUGGUUCGUGACUUCCCUUCCGCUAAUGCUUUCACCCUGUGUUCUGCUGGGCUAGGAAGGGGGGGGCUGCUGCUGUGAGUCCCACCUUCGGCUGUGGCCGCCAAGGAGGGUGAGAAGUAACUCCAGUCAGUCUCUCUUAGCCUCAAGCCAUUUUUCUGGCCCAUUGCUGUCUGUGCUGUGUCGUGUCUGGCACUUGAAGGGUGUCUUUUGAAUUAAUUAACAAUUUAUUUGAUUGAUUGAAUUAAUUUUAAUUAGUUAAUUAAAUUCUUAGUUGUGCCACAAUCUCAGCAUAGUGCCCAGCGCCACCUAGGAAGGCUCCAAGCUCCAAGGGCGCUAUUUGCAAAGACUCCGGGAAGCCAGCUGAAGGGAGAGGGCGUGCUGGAGUGGGCUUGCCAGGGGAACCGAUGAGGAUGCCUUAUGCUUACGUAGCACUUUGUAGUUUGCAGAUGGGUGUGUUUCAGGCUCCCUCUCCCCCUCCCCAGGGGUCUUCGUAACACUGGGGAUGGCUGUGGGGAGUGCACCACGUGCUGGGGCCCAGACGUGAGCUUCAGUCUCCCUCCUCUCUCCCCCUCUGCCCUGUGCAGUGGCUGCGGGGGACCCAGCAGUUGAAAUCUGAUGGUACCUGGUACCGGUCGUCACCCUGAAAUCGGCACAAGGCUGAGGCUGCUUUUGGGAGGUCGUUGGCUGGAAACCCAAGGGGCCUCUUUUCCUUGAGUACAGUCUCUUCCUCAUGGCCUGAAAGGUUUCUGUCCCCCGCUGGGCUGGCUGUGGACAGGGUUUAACGUAAUCAACCCUGCUUCUCUUCUGUGAAGUUCACUUCUUGCCAGGGGCUAUGAGAUCCUUGGAUGAAAGGGAUCCACUUUAAGACGUGGAGUGCAUUUAUUUUGUUUUCCUUCUAAAACGUCUCAGGAGAUGCCAGAGACCAGGCUUAGUGACUAAGGGUUAGAUCCUCAAAUUCCGCUCUUAAUUCCUGCUCAUUUAAUUCUGCUAGUUUCCUAAGAGCCUCUAAGUCACAGACAAUGUCACAGAGAUGAAACAGUACUUCUAAGUCAUUUGGGGAGGGGUGUUACAACAAAUUACGGCCUUUUAAAAUUCACAGACACAUACCUCUGUGUGGCAGGCUCACUGAAAGGUAGUAUUUAGUGAGUCAUCAGGAGAUUGGGUGAGUACGUGCAGAGGACGGCUAUCCGACAGUCACUGGACGUUAAAAAGCUGCCUUAUCCAAAUGAAGUUUUCAGGUAUAUCUUUUCUUCAGUUCAACAGAAUAUGAUAUUUGAUUGGGGUUUUCCAAUUUAUUACCCUUCCAACUUUUCGUAUACUGGUCUCCCCAGAGACAUAGAGCCCCAGAAGUCUGCCCUGCCCAGGGUUCUGUAAUAUGUAACUGAAAAUGAAAACCCCAGAAACUAGAUUUUAUCAACCGUACGAAGUCGACUGGUGGGGAGCGAGAGUCCCACCUCGUGCGGAGAGCUGCCCGUCUCAGUGAACAAGAUAAUGAGCUACAAGUUUCUCCACAUUGUGAGACAGGAAGCAAUUUUCUCACCUCCUCUGCACAUCUUUACUGUUCCUCACACCACCGCAGACCACAGAGAAAACGAACGGCAACAAAAAGUGGAUGCUACGUUAAAAAAAAAAAAAUAAAACAACCCAAAAACCUGUUCUCUUGUUUCUCUUGCUGUGAGAAGGCUUCACUGCUCUGUGUUGACAUUUCUUUGCCUUGAGUCCAAAGGGAAAGCAUGCCCCAUGGAGACAUUUAGCAUCUCAUAAUUGCGCCCAGGAUUUUAAACCUCCAUGUAUUUAAUGUCCUUGCAUGAUGGGGGUGUGACUUUUAGCCCUGCAUGGUGUGUGGGGGCAAGAUGUGAAUGUGGAAACGAUACCUUCGAUCUCACUGUGCUUUCGUUUUCUGUCACCUGCCGUCUUUGACCAAACUGAUAAAAAGCACGGCUCAUUUCUCCUGCUUUAUGUGUUUGAGGUUGACGUGUCAGAUAAAAAUAAAAACAAGGGAAAAUAUAUCUAGCAAAUGACAUAGAAAAAAAUGGAAAAUGUCCUACUGGUGUUGAUUUUCUGCCCUGAAGUGUUGCUUCCUCAAAAUAAAAUCACCCUGGAAAGUGC
Camelus dromedarius (Arabian camel) is the source of this 6632-nucleotide messenger RNA. RefSeq names its product interaction protein for cytohesin exchange factors 1 (gene IPCEF1). Bases 615 to 1940 code for a protein of 441 amino acids. Lineage: Eukaryota; Metazoa; Chordata; Mammalia; Artiodactyla; Camelidae. The record is from RefSeq and is a predicted model, not a curated record. The transcript is spliced from 13 exons.